CCUACCUCCCUCGUGACAUGAUGAUCUAUAAAAACCCUCUAAUAUUGUCUUUGUCAUGAAGAGACCUUCAUUGAUGCGAUGGCUAUGUCUACAACAACAACAACAUUGAUAGUUCCUUACAGCUCGGCCAAUCUUCACGUCAAGCCCCCUUGUAAUAAACUGCAAACUCUUAUCAUCUUCAAUAAUCUCAUUCCAGCAAGCUCCAAACACAAGUAUGGAUCUUGUUUUUUGGUUAAUCGAGGCUUGUCACAUUUCAGCAAUCGCCAAAGAUCUCUGACUGACACCAAUUCAAAGAUGGACUUGGCUGUCUACUGUGUUCAACCAGGAGCUCCAAUUCCCUCUCCUCUGGGUUCAUGGAAGAGUUGGAUUCUGGGCACACUAAUAUCCAUCAUGCUACCCUUCUUGAGGCACAAAUGGGGGCCAUUAUUCAACAUGACCAAGCAAGUUGAAGCGGCGGUGGAGACAGCAGAACGUGUAACAGAAGUUAUUGAAAAGGUGGCGGAGGAAGUGGAGGAGCUGGCGGAGGAGGUUGCCGAUGGGCUCCCGGAAGGGGGGAAGCUUCGAGGAGCCGUUGAGUUCGUUGAAAAUGCAGCCAAGGAAACAGCUAAGGUUGCUCAUUUAGCUGAGGAAUUAAUUGACAAGGUUGAAGAAGUAGAGAAAGAGGUGGAGUCAUUCAUGGAACCAGUCAAUGAUCAAACCAAUGCCGAUGGGACUACCGAAUAAGCAAAUUAUCAAAAUUGAUCAACAAUCCCUGUUGAAGCAUGGUCUAUAUAUAUAUAUAUAUAUAUACCAAUUAUACUAGUUAGUAGUUUGUUAUAGGUAUUUAGGAUAAGAUGUGUUGAAAUUAUUUAUUUGUAACUAAAAUUUGAUUCUUGUAAUUAUAUGGAAUUGGUUGUUAACUCUGUACUUCCCCUUAUGGAUGGUGAUUUGACUCUAUAAAUCUAAUGGAGUUCAACUCAUUUACAUAAUUCUUUCA
This is a messenger RNA of Camellia sinensis, 976 nucleotides long. RefSeq lists its product as uncharacterized. The record is from RefSeq and is a predicted model, not a curated record. Lineage: Eukaryota; Viridiplantae; Streptophyta; Magnoliopsida; Ericales; Theaceae.